GUUUUUCUUGAUCGAUAACAAUUUGCAGAAUAUUAGAAAGUAUUUAAGAAUAAAAAUUUGACGUAUUUAUAUUUUGUAGAUAACUACAUAUAUAUUUUUUACAAAAUGUAAAAUAUAAAAUAUCGUAUCUUAUAGUAUAUCACUACAGACGGUUUCAUGUAUCCAUACGUGCAUCUAACCUAAUGUCACUGGCCACUUAAUGUAACGUGACUAUGUCAAUAUAUAGUUAGAAAUACAUAAUUCGUGACCUAGUAGUAAUGACAUUUGUCUUCAAAACAAAUAGUGUAAUACUUUAAUUUCAAUUAAUACAGAAUUUAAUUUAAUCGAAUGGCAUAGCUACUUUUUUACAUGUAAUAUGAAUGUAAUAUGUUGUUAGAUUUAGAUGUCUUUCUCUUUUAAAUAUAACCUCAUUUGCCGGUUAGAAAAAUUUUUUAUAAGUUAUGUUUACAGUCUCGCAUCGAGACAGUUGAACAUUAUCAUUUAAUAGAUAAAAAUGACUGCGGUAUGGGAAGUACAUUUUCUGACAAUAUCAACGUUGUUACAUGUCUUUUGUGUACAAAGUUUGCAGAGUUUAGAAGUAAUAUAUGCAAUAAAUGCUGGCGGUGAAGCGCAUACUGAUAGUUAUGGAAUUCGUUAUGCUAGAGAUCCUUUAAUGGGUAAAGUUGGAACAGCAUCUGAUUAUGGCAAGCAAUUAAUUAUCGGAAGAGUAAAUGCAAUUGAUCAGAUCUUAUAUCAAACUGAACGAUAUCAUCAUAGCACAUUUGGAUAUGAUAUUCCAAUAAGCGAAGAUGGAGAUUAUGUUAUGAUAUUAAAGUUCUGUGAAGUUUAUUUCAAUUCUCCUAAUAUGAAGGUGUUUGAUGUUGUAUUAAAUGGUGACCAUACCGUUGUUACUGACUUAGAUAUUUUUGAGAGAGUUGGACGUGGUGUAGCACAUGACGAAUAUAUUCCAUUCAAAGUUCAAGCUGGGAAGUUAAUAUAUAAUGACGAAGAGUCUGAUAUAUUAGCUGGAAAAAUUAGAGUUGAAUUUAUAAAAAUAUACCACAAUUGGGUCCGAUUCCACAGGAACCAGAUGAAUAUCACAAUAUACAGGAAGAUGAAGAAGAAUCUACAGUUCGUAGUCGACAUACAAGUGGCCCCAGAACUCCAGAUCCCUAUUCAAUCGAUGAUUCCUCAGUAAUGUUACCAAUUUUUGUAGCUAUUGGGGCAUUUAUUCCUUUACUAUUUUGCCUAUGUAAACUAUAGGCUAAGUAAAACUUUUUACACAUGAAUGCCUUGUACUUAAAAAUGAUAGUGUUCUAAUCAGCUUAGGUAAAUUUAGCAUAUUGAAAGUUGGCUAUGUUUACACUGUAAAUAGUAGGGACAUUUUUGAUUUUAAGGCAAGUCAUCGCAUUUCAUUGAAAAUAUUUAUUAUUAAUUUAAUCAAGCGAAGUCAUAUCUGAAUAUGUUUCUAAAUGACGAAUAAUUCAAAUUAAGAAUGAAAUUAGAAAAGAUGAAAAAUUGUGCAAUUAUAUUUAAUAUAUUAGUGAGAAUUAGAUUUAGUUAAUGAAGAAUAUGUUAGUUAAUACGAAUUAUUUAAUUUUUAAAGGUAGCAAUCAAAUAA
Heterotrigona itama is the source of this 1600-nucleotide messenger RNA. The record is from the annotation of a GenBank genome assembly. NCBI's taxonomy places the organism in Eukaryota, Metazoa, Arthropoda, Insecta, Hymenoptera, Apidae.